This is a messenger RNA of Paramecium sonneborni, 1506 nucleotides long. The record is from the annotation of a GenBank genome assembly. Lineage: Eukaryota; Ciliophora; Oligohymenophorea; Peniculida; Parameciidae.
AUGCACGAAUAAACUUUUUCUAGUGUUAAUUCUAAAACAAAAAUCAAAGAAUGCUUUCAAGAUAUAUAAGAUUAAAUUGAAGUAAAUUAAUUAAUGUUAAACAAUUUAUAGACAUCAUACAAUAAAAUUGAUACUUAUUUAGACUCAGUACUUAGUGAUUCUUUUGAUUUUAUUGAUAUCAAAUCACAAACAUCUCUUUAAACAUAAUAACCUACAUUUUUUAUAGAAAUGCCUUAAAUAAAUUCUGAAAAUAUAAAAUUCCAUCAAGACUUAUCUCCUUAAUUAUUAUAAGUAAUCGAAAUUAAAAUAAAGACUUAAGUAUUGCUUAAGGAAUAAUAUAUAAAAUAUGCACAAUAUUAAAAAAUUACAUAAUUUUCAUAGUUAUUAAAAUAAGAAAUGGAAUAAUAGAAGUUUAUGAUUAAGAGGCAUUUAGAAAAUUUAUAAAGAGAAAUGGUAAGGUAAUAUGAGUAGUAAUUUUUAGAGUCAUAAUAACCAAUAAAUAAAUAAUUAGCAAUUACAUCUGGAUCAUCUUCAUAAAGCAUAAUACCCUUCAAAUAUUAAUUAAUGGAAAAACAUUCAAUUUCAUAAAAUGAAUGGUGUCAUGCUAUUGCAAUUGAUAAAGAUUGUUCAACUUUAGUAGCGGCAUGUGAAUCGAAGAUCAAAGUGUUCGAAUUUAACUAAGGAUAAUUAAAAUAAAUUUAAAUUCUUAGUGGACAUUAGAAUUGGAUAAACACAUUAAAUUUUAUGAAACAAUCAAAUUAUUUUAUAUCAGGAAGUUAAGAUUUUUCAAUUAUUAUAUGGGUUAAAUAAGCAAAUAACUAAUGGAUUUUAAAAUAGAUAUUAAAUGAACAUAGUGGAUCAAUUUUUUGUUUAGUUGUAAAUAAUAAUGAUGAUCUAUUUAUAUCUGGUAGUAGUGAUAAAUCUAUUAAAAUUUGGAACAAAUAAAAUUAAUGGCAUUGUUAAUAAACAAUUAAAGAUCAUUCUAAUUCUGUUCGUGGAUUAAGUUUAAAUUAAUAAUAAAAUAUAUUGAUAUCUUGUAGCAUUGAUUAUUAGAUAUUAAUAUUUGAAAAACUAGAAUAAAAUAAUUAAUGGAUUAUAAAACAGAAAAUAACACUUGAAUAAUAUGGGAAUCGUAUAUGCUUUAUAGAUAAUCAUAUUUUUACAUUUUAAGAAAUUGGUAAGGAAUAAAUGUGUGUUUUUGAAUUGAAUAGUGUUAAUAAAUAAUUCGAAAAGACUAAGGAUAUUGCUGUUAAAUGUGGAUAAGCAUCAGGGGAUAUUAGUUUAUUUCCUUUAUAAUAUAUAAAUUAAAAAUGUCUCCUUGUAAAUAGGAAUGGUGAAUAUAUUAAUUUAAUAAGAAAAAAAUAAGAUGGAGAUUUUAUACUUGAAUAAUCAAUUCUAUUUGAAACAACUGAUAUCUUUGGAAGUAUGACUAUUAAUGGAGAUUAUUUAAUUACAUGGGAUAAAAUAUCAAAAUAGAUACAAGUUAGAAUAUAUACAGAAUAAUGA